AGCUGUCGCGGAGAGAGAGACGCAGAGACAGGAAUGGGGGUGCAAAGCUUAGCUGGCCAGGUCUUGGCCAGCCCCUUUUAUUUGACAUCAAGAGAUGGCCCUGUAUUUCAAGAGGAAUGGGAUGUCCUGAAUGAAGGCCAAUUGGCUCUGUGUGUAGAAGUCACAAUGGAGAACUAUAUGACGGUGGACUUUCUGGAAAAUAAUGAACAGGGGAAUGAGAACUACGGGGAGCUACCUGUGUCAUCAUGGGAAAUAACAGAGCCUGUCAUGGAAAAACAGGAGUUUGGUAAUCAAAAGGGAAUGAAAACACAAAGCACAAUCCAAGUGAAAAAUGAGAAGAACUCCUCUCCCUCUCAGGAUGCUAACCGUUCUGAAUAUUGGAUCUCAGAAUCAAAUCAAAUAAAGUGCCCUGACUAUGGGAAAAGAUGCAAAUAUAAAUCACAAUUAAACAUAUACUUCAGGGUCCACACAGGGGAGAAACCAUACAGAUGUAUGGAGUGUGGAAAGGACUUCAGUCGGCGUGAACAUCUGCAUUUACAUCAAAGAACACACACAGGGGAGAAACCAUAUAAAUGUAUGGAAUGUGGAAAGAAUUUCAGUCAGAGUUCACAUCUAUAUACACAUCAAAGGACACACACAGGGGAGAAACCGUAUCUAUGCAUGGAGUGCGGAAAGAGCUUCAGUGAUAGUGGAACAUAUAAUAAACAUCUAAGGACUCACACAGGGGAGAAACCAUACAAAUGCAUAGAAUGUGGAAAGAACUUCAGUCGGCAUGGACAUCUACAGUCACAUCAAAGAAUACAUACAGGGGAGAGACCAUAUAAAUGCAUGGAAUGUGGAAAGAGCUUCAGUGAUAGUGGAACAUAUAGUAAACAUCUAAGGACUCAUACAGGAGAGAAACCAUAUAAAUGCAUGGAAUGUGGAAAGAGCUUCAGUGAAGGCAGCAAACUAAACAUACAUAAAAGAACCCACACAGGGGAGAAGCCAUAUAAAUGUAUGGAAUGUGGAAAGAACUUCACUCAGAGUGGACAGCUACAUUUACAUCAAAGAACUCAUACAGGAGAGAAACCACAUGAAUGCCUGGAAUGUGGAAAGAGUUUCUCUCGUCCGCAACAUCUACAGUCACAUCAAAGAAUUCACACAGGGGAAAAACCAUAUAAAUGCAUAGAAUGUGGAAGGAGCUUCAGACAUUCUGGAAGUCUGCAGUCUCAUGAAAGAACCCAUACAGGGGAGAAACCAUAUAACUGCAUAGAGUGCGGAAAGAGCUUUAAUCAGAGUGGAAACCUACGUUCACAUCAGAGAACUCACAAAGGUGAGAAACCCUAUGAAUGCAUGGAAUGUGGAAAGACAUUCAGUAUGAGCCAUACUCUUACUUUACAUAAAAGAAUCCACACAGGAGAGAAACCAUACAAAUGCAUGGAAUGCGGAAAGGGCUUCAGUCAGUGUGGAAAUCUACAUUUACAUCAAAGAACCCACACUGGGGAGAAACCAUAUAAAUGUGUGGAAUGUGGAAAGGGUUUCAGUCAGCAUGGAUAUCUUAGGUUACAUCAAAGAACUCACACAGGGCACAAACCAUAUAAAUGCAUAGAAUGUGGAAAGAGUUUCUCUUAUCCACAAAAUCUAUAUACUCAUCAAAGAACUCACACAGGGGAAAAACUAUAUAAGUGCAUAGAAUGUGGAAAGAGCUUCAGGCAUUCUGGGAAUCUACAGACACAUAAAAGAAGCCACACAGGGGAGAAACCAUAUAAAUGCAUGGAAUGUGGGAAAAGGUACAGUCAGAGUGGACAUCUACAGUCGCAUCAAAGGACCCACACAAAAGAGGGUGGAAAGGGUUUCUCUUAUCCACAAAGUCUGUAUUCAUUUCAAAGAAUUCACACAGGGUAGAAACCAUAUAAAUGCAUGAAAUAUGGAACAGAAUGAAUGAGGGUGCUACUACCUCCUCCCCACAAGUUAGCAGACUAAUGUGGGAGAGGCCAAAUGAUAAGACAGGUUUACAACAGGAAUGAAUGGAGUUCAUUAUGAGCAAGAUAGGGACAUGUCGUAGUAGGUGGGCAAUGGUCUCUCCUUUGGGAGAGAUGGAAGAUAAGUUCAUAGGCUUUACCUACUGCCCAAUUUUUCUUCUUGGUUUCCAAUAUGGCUCUUUUUUGUCCUGCACCCCCCUCCCUUAGAGAUAAUUUGGGGGUCACUAUAAAUUGUUUAAACAAAAAGGAGCAUGUAAGUAAUUCCUUAGUACAAAAUAUGCUGAAGCUGUGGGACGGGAUUAGUGACUGUCUUCUGAUGCCUAGGACUAUCCACCCACCCACCCACCUACCUGCAUUCAGAAUAAAGGAGUGUGCUUAUUUACUCAAGAAUCUGUAUAUGUAAACUUGAAAAAUUACCUGAGAAUAUACAUUGCAGCCUUAAAUACAUAGAUUUCUCAGGGGAGUAGAAAACGGAAAUCCCAGCUAUCUGUCAGGAGUUUCCAUUCAACAAGUUGGGAAACUUUACCUCUAAGAAUGCCUAGAGAGGCACAAGUGGAAUUUUGUCCUCUUCCUCACAUGGUGCCCAAGAAGGAGGAAUCAGGGUUCUCCAGAAGAACAGUUGCUUCUAGAUUAUAUUUAUCUGAGUCCUUCUUGAUCCACAGUUCUGUUUUCCACCUCUGGGAAAUCAGAAGCAGCCCAUUAGCAGCCUAAGUAGGACUUAGAGGUAGACUGCCCCUGAAAAUUGAGGUUCUUCUUUCUGCCUAUAAGUGAAAGCAGAAUAAAUUGUCUGGCUAGAUUAGAUCAGAGGUACAUUGCAAGACACAGUGGCUCAGCAGUUCAGAUGCUGACUGACAGUUGCAAGAUUGGCAAUUCAAGACCCAAGUGUCGCAUGAUGGAGUGAGCUGUCACUAGUCCCAGUCCCAGCUUCUGCCAAUCUAGCAGUGUGAAAGCAUGUAAAAGUACAUAAAUAGGUACCACUUUGGUGGGAAGGCAACAGCGUUCCAUGCUGGCCAUAUAUGGCCACAGAGUUGUCUUUGACAGCACUGGCUCCUUCAGCUUAGUAAUGGAGGUGAGCACUGCCCCUUACAGUCAAACACUACUGCUAGGCUGGGAGAAGUUGAGACUAGUGGUGGGAGCUCACCCCGUCACACGGCACUUGGGUCUAGAACUGCCAACCAGCUGACUUUGCAAUCAUGUCAACCUUGGGGUAGCCUUUACCUUUUACUUUACAUUUAGAGCUGAAGAAAAAUCGGUUUCUUUUUAAAUAUAUUUGUUUUAAAUGUUCUUAAUGUGUAAAUUGUAUUUAAAAAAUGUU
This is a messenger RNA of Sceloporus undulatus (fence lizard), 3276 nucleotides long. RefSeq names its product zinc finger protein 2 homolog. NCBI's taxonomy places the organism in Eukaryota, Metazoa, Chordata, Lepidosauria, Squamata, Phrynosomatidae. Bases 34 to 1884 code for a protein of 616 amino acids. The record is from RefSeq and is a predicted model, not a curated record. The transcript has 3 exons. Gene Ontology annotation, biological process: regulation of DNA-templated transcription.